Messenger RNA from Hyaena hyaena (striped hyena), 3079 nucleotides. It is a transcript of the gene SERTM1, whose product is annotated as serine rich and transmembrane domain containing 1. Lineage: Eukaryota; Metazoa; Chordata; Mammalia; Carnivora; Hyaenidae. The transcript is spliced from 2 exons. The record is from RefSeq and is a predicted model, not a curated record. The coding region runs from base 356 to 679 and encodes 107 amino acids. Gene Ontology annotation, cellular component: intracellular membrane-bounded organelle.
CGUGCGCUCCGGCAGCUCGCCGCACGCUGCGCGCGACGUUCCCGCGGACGGCUUCGCGGGCGCGGAUCGCAGAGACCCGGGGGCCGGAGAGGAGCUUGGCGCGCGGCCCUGGUCCCACCCGGGGCGCCGGAGCGCGGCCGGAGAGGUCGGGGCGUCCGCACCCGCAGUGCCAAUGGACACUUGAUCCCGUGGCUGCCUCUCUUUGAAAAGCAAGACGUUUUGUUGUGCUGAUCUAGCUGCCUGCAAUCUUUGCUGAUGCUCUCAUAAAAAACCAACAUGCUGAUUCUGUCGAUGUUAACCCCUGUGUGAAACGGACUUUUAACACACCUGUGCGUUCCCUGGCCCUCCAUGAAAGAUGUCUGAACCUGACUCUUCAUCUGUAUUUUCCGGUAACGUGGAGAAUGGAACUUUCCUUGAGCUCUUUCCUACAUCCCUGUCCACAUCGGUGGACCCUUCCUCGGGCCACCUGUCAAAUGUAUACAUCUACGUGUCCAUAUUCCUCAGCCUUUUAGCAUUUCUGCUGCUGCUUUUAAUCAUUGCUCUCCAGAGGCUCAAAAAUAUCAUUUCCUCCAGUUCCUCCUACCCAGAGUACCCGAGCGAUGCUGGUAGUUCUUUUACCAAUCUGGAAGUCUGUAGUAUUUCCUCUCAAAGGUCCACUUUCUCAAACCUUUCCUCAUGAAGAAAACAGAAGAAUUCCUGAAGGCUGCAGCAGCCUUGGUUUUCCCUUGCGGGAAGUGUCGCAUAAAGUAGUUGCCUCGUGAAAGAAAUAGCCCCUUUCUUUUCCAGCCGAUGAGACCUGUCUCUCCUCCUUCACCCCUCACUUCUCCUUCCACUCAUGAUGCUUUUCAUUUGUGAAUGUAGGCGUUGAUGCUGACUCAGAGAAAUGUGUGCAAACCUUGAGGGGCAGAAUUUCACAAAAACCACCUGACAAAUCCGGAGCGGACUUCUUCAAGGUGGAUCGGUCAUUUCACUCUGCCGGACACCGGAGGCGGAAAUCACGUGAGGCGGCCUCACAGUGAGUGCUGGAUAUGGACUCUUGCACUUCAUUUCUCUCACAAAACCGUGAAACCAACGGAGCCAGCAGGAAAUGGCAAAAUUAAGUCCGAGCUAUUUGGAAGACCUAUUCCAUAUUUAAAAGAUAAAGUGGAAACAUCAAAUUAAAAAAAAAGAAUCCAUUUAGAUUUAAUGUAUAACAUUCCUAAAACCGGAGGCAAAAUACGCUAAAUGUCUUAUUUUCACUUUAACAAAUGAAAAUCACAUUUAAUGAUGAAUUAAGUCAUUAUGGAAAAGUUUUGGAAGAGUUUAGCUUUUACUAGCAAGACAAAGAUGUGUCACGAUGCAGUCUGUAAUGUAGUUUUGCCUCUUGGUUUUUUGGUUUUUUUCUACUUAUGUUAUAGUUCAUAAUACACCGACUGUUCUACAAGAGUAGAAUUCUUUGUGAUAAUUGCUGUUACUAAGAGAAACACCCUAAGAGACACUACGAAGUUUUUAUUUCAUAGCUAUACUUUCCACUAGUGGAAAUUAAGCAUAUGGAAAAAUAUUCAUUUAGUUCUGUUUUCUGCAGUAGUAACUCCUAGCAGUCAUGUGAGCAUGUUCCUUUAUUCAGUUUCAGAGUCUUUAUAAUUUUAGUGCAGAAUUUUGUUAAGGCUCCCAGAUGUCAGAUGUUUGUUCGCCCACAUUAGAUUGCAAAACUUAAGGAACUAAAUUGUUAUUUCACGUAUUAUUAUAUACUCCGUGAAUGUUACAUGUCUCUGAUAAUUAGUUGUUCCAUGUUAACAAAACACUUUGCAUUAGAACCCCAGGAUGUGGGUUUUUAUUAGAAAUUAUAGACAUUCAAGUUAUGUAGCUGCUGAGAACUUAGCGAUCCCAGGAGCAGCCAUACUGUGGUCACCCAGGCUCUGAACUUGGGGGCUUUGUCAGUGAAGUGUGGCUUACAUGUGAGCACAGACUUAGAAUAUGGAAGAAAUCAAGGUCCCCCUAAAAACAAAGCAAAUAAACUACAGCUUCUUUAGAGUAAGAACUUUAAUUUAAAAAUUAAAAAAUGGCCCACAGCAUAAACACUGAACCUGGUCAGCCUAUGGAGCCCACUGCAUCAACAUGCCCCAUCUUCCCACGGCACCUGGAUCGUUUCUUGUUCAAAACGUUUUCUAAUCUUCAGUAGUGGAGCUUCAGUACACUCUUCGGAUUGAUUGUGCAGGUGACACUGUCUGGUAACUCGAAUGGGAUUAGGAAUCCACCAUUUUUACAAAGUAGAUCUUGUCAUUUCCAAAAUGCUGAGACAGAUGAGGACUAGUAAUGAGGAUCUGAAGGUUGCUUUUUUUUUUUUUUUAAUCCACAUGCUUCACUUAAAUCAGACUACACUGAACUAUUUGUAUCAAAAGUGUUCCCAGACACCAUAAGACCUGCACAGAGUUGCUGUCUUAAAAUGUGUAACUCGUGAAAACUUUGCAUCUGCUGCCAUUUAAAGCAUGGCAGUGCGCUUCAGUAUUAUCAUGUAGGGUAACUGCUGGACUAGAAAAACUCCAUUACUUUAGAUCAUUAUCAGCGGUCUCUGUGUGUGGAUGUGUGUGUGUGUGUGUGUGUGUGUGUGUUAAUGCAUAUAUAUUUUUUCACACACUCCCAAUUAAAAGUUGGGUGAAAGCUAUAGGAUUACAAGAGGCAUCUGUGUUAUCACUUUUGCUUUUUGAUUAAUUUUGUGCUAUUUUAAUUAAGUAGGAAGAAAGGAUAUGGAUCAAGUGAUUUAAAAAAAAAUAAAGGAACAAGUUUGCCACACAAUAGGAUAAUCUGAGUAGAUCUGUUCUAAGGGGCAACUUUAUAUUCUUUCCUUCUGAAAGAGAUACAAAGGCUUCUGAAGGUAAAACUGCUUUAAAAAAGAAAUUUGCAGGUAGACUCCCCACCCUCCUUGCUGCAAUGGUUCUUGCUCUCCAGGUUAAGAAUUAGAAGCAACUUUCACAAAUGUGUACUAGGACUAGUCAAGCUUGCCAAGGUAACAGAUUGCACAAUUUGAGAUGAAUCUGUGUUGUCUAAGAAGUUCAGAAAGGUUGGAAGACUGGUUUAUAAAUAAAGAAGUAGAGCCCAC